Molecule: messenger RNA, 1695 nt
Organism: Malassezia restricta
Lineage: Eukaryota; Fungi; Basidiomycota; Malasseziomycetes; Malasseziales; Malasseziaceae
Product: eukaryotic aspartyl protease
Exons: 1
Coding region: 1-1695 (564 amino acids)
Biological process (GO): proteolysis
Molecular function (GO): aspartic-type endopeptidase activity
Source: RefSeq, a predicted model, not a curated record
AUGUUUGCCGAGAUGGCAGCCAAGAGCCGCCCUCGUCUUGUCACCACCACCUUGAUGGCGCUUCGAUCUGUUGCGCUGAGCUGUUUCGUAGCUCUCGUUAUCGGUGCGUCUGUCGACGCUGCGCCGAGCAGUACGAGACAGACUGAUGCGCCUCACGCUACGGCUCCAGCUCAGGGACUCAAAGUGCCGAUGUACUACGACCGUCGCGCCUUGCACCCUCGGAACCAAAAUAUGAACCAGGACCAGCUGGAUGAGUGGCUGCGUAUGCAAUCCAAAAACAUGCAUUGGCGCUAUACGCAUCCAGAUGACCGGAAUUCGUCCGACGCCCUGGAAAAGCGGCAGCAGCUGGGUAUGGGUGACUAUGGUCCGGAUAGUUUCUACUUUGCUCCUAUCGGCAUCGGAACGCCUGAAAUGACGCUCAACGUAGUGCUCGACACGGGGUCGGCUGACUUUUGGCUGGCAGACUCGCAGUGCUCACCCAUGAAGCACUGCCCGGAAAGUAUGCUCAAGUACGAUGCCUCGAAGAGCCGCACUCACAAGGACUUACACGUGCCAUUUGGCGUGCAGUAUGGCUCUGGCGCCGUGCGGGGCGAACUUGCGACAGAAAAGGUUUCGUUGGCCGGCUACACUGUGUCUUCUGUCUCUUUUGGACAGGCGGACCAGCUCGCCCGCGGCACGAUCAACCCACCAGCCUCGGGUAUUAUGGGCAUGGGCUACGAAUCGCUCUCGACGACCGGCACGAUGCCAUUUUGGCAGAUUUUGCUUGAGCGCCAGAAGCUGCAUGACUAUUUGUUUACAUUCCAGAUGGUCAACAAGAUAAAGAAAGCCAGCAGUGGCCGUGUGGACAUGGUGGAAGCUGGCGGUGUGUUUACCUUGGGUGUGUUGGAUGAUCAGCAAUACUCGGGUGACAUUGCCUGGGCGCCUAUGGCACGGGGAUAUGGAUCAAAGGGCGUGGGAUACUGGGCACUGAACCUGGAGGACCUCAGUGUGAAUGGCGAGCAUAUUGAUCUGGGCACGCAUAGCGUGGCUGCGAUUGACACAGGCACCACUUUGAUCGGCGGUCCUAAGCUUGCUAUGGAUAGGAUCCAUGCCAAGAUUCCUGGCGCUCAGAGGUAUAACCGUGUGCCGGAGUACUAUGUCUUUCCCUGCGAUACGGAUGCCAAGGUCGACUUGACCUUUGGUAACCACACAUGGACGCUCAAGACGGAGGACCUCAUCUCACAGAGACUGUCGCGCAGAGUCUGUUUGAGCUCGCUGUUUGCCAUGUCCACCAGGAGCGGCUCGCGCAUGCCUGCAUGGAUCGUCGGUGAUACGUUCCUCAAAACGGUGUUUAGCGUAUUUGACGCUGGAAAGAACCGAAUUGGCUUUGCGUCGCUGCCUAAGGGUGGUGCGCAGACCAAGUCUAUCACCAGCGCUACGAUGGACAACCGUGUGGCCAGCUCGUACCAACAAACAGCCAGCAGUGAAGGCUCGCCGUUUGGCGGUGGUGGCGGCGGCGGCGGCGACGGUGGUGGCGGUGGUAUUAUUAUCACACGGACUCGCAACGUCGACGAGUCGUGGAAAACGGCCUCGAUCGACGUGCCCCACAAUGUCCAGCCCCUUCACGCUCCCAAAUGGAACGAAGCAGCUAGUCUCGGUGUGAGCCAGCUUGUCGUUCCUAUGCUCUUGAUCGCAAGCGCGGCCCUCUUUCUGUAA